Messenger RNA from Cuscuta europaea, 4442 nucleotides. Lineage: Eukaryota; Viridiplantae; Streptophyta; Magnoliopsida; Solanales; Convolvulaceae. The record is from the annotation of a GenBank genome assembly.
CUUUGAAGAAAAUUGAACAGUCCUCAUGUACGGAUGGGAAUUCAUUAAUUAAUAGAGUAAUUCUUCUGCCUACAAUGCGUAUAUAGAGACCUCGAAGUUCGUAUAUGUAUACGUUGUACGACGACUGGUACAUCAAAAAAGAGUUCUUUUUUACGGAGUUUUUCUCCUCCUCUGCAAUAGUUUCGAUCAAAUCUCCUUCUUCGGAAAUCAAGUUCAGAUAGAUCUUAAGCUGUGUGGUUCUGUAUCGGUUUCCAUCAUUUCAUGCGCUAUCCGAAUUGAGGUUUUAUGAUACUCGUCAAAUUCAUUGACCAAGACUUAGAGGGACGACUAGGAGCAGGACACAAGCUUUUGGAUCACCUGUGUUGAAUCAAUCACUAAGGAAAUCAAUUACUUUAAUUUGUGCCGACCGUUGUUCCGUAUCAAGAAGUGACAGGCGGCAUGGAUGUGUAAUCGCUUGUAUCAUUGGCCUUGCCAACGAUGUUUCAGCGGAAGGAGCAAACGCCCCUCGAGCUGUACAUUGUGACUUGCACCCUUUCACAAUUCAAGAUCUGGUUCUUGCGAGGAAAAUAUCUAAUGCAAGAUCCUGUUGAUGAACAGAUCUGUCACAAUCUCUUAGCACUAUAGCGAGAUAAUGAUUGGCCAGUCCACCAUGGGGACAAAAGUAGGCGAGUUAUCUAGAGAACCCAUUGUAGAAAACGCCAUGUGUUUCUCUGGCAAUGGUGUUUUUCCAUCCAGCAAGAGCAAAAAAGAUGCUGCUACAGAUCCUAAGAUGGAGGUUAUCAAGUCUAUCAAAGACCAUGGCGUUUGCUUUGCAGAGACGGAAUGUAUAGACAAGGUUUGCAGUGGACGACCAGAUAUGGUUGUACCACAAACCUAUCGAAUGGAAGAGAGUGAUGGCUCUGAAGUUGUGGAGGUUGAUGUCAAAGUUUGUGAUAUAUGUGGGGAUGCGGGGAGAGAGCAUUUACUUGCCAUAUGUUCUAGGUGUACAGAUGGAGCUGAACAUACCUAUUGCAUGCGACAAAUGAUUGAAAAAGUUCCAGAAGGUGAUUGGGUGUGUGAAGAAUGCAAAUUUGAUGAGGAAAUGCAAAAUAAGAAGCAUGCAAAAAGUGGCAAGAUCAAUGAGAAGGAAGAGACUCCAUUUCAAAGGAUAGCCAUAGCUAAUUCUGACCAUCCUAGAAUAAUUAAGCCAAAAAUAUCUGAUUCGGGCACAUACACAGCUAUUAAAGAACAAUGUUGUGUGAGAACAUCUGCCAAGAGACACACAGAUAUUAGUGAAGUUUCUUCAGUGGUAAAAAAACGUCGUCUUGAGUUUAUGUUGGGGUCACCAAAAGAAAAAGUUCUCAAUAGGGCUGCUUCACUUUCUCGUGAACAUUCAUUUAAGAACAUAGGGAAGCAAAAAGUUAAACUUAUAAAUCAGCUUUCAUAUGGCAUUGACCUUUCUUUGGAAACUAAGAAGCGACCUCCUGAACCGAUUUUGGCCUCAUCGAAGGAACAAAUCCAGAAAAAGGAUGCAUCACUUCAUCGGGAAAGUUCAUCUAAGAUUUUAGAAUCACGGCCAGAUGAUAGUAAGGUUUUAUCUGUAGCAAAGAAACAAACUCUUGAACCAAUCUUGUGCUCACCAAAGGCAAAAAUCCCCGUUAGAGCUGCUUCACUUUCUCGUGAGAGUUCUUUUAAAAACAUAGAGAUGGGAAGAGUGAAACCUCUGAACACUUUCUCUUCUGGUUCUGCUGCAGUUAACGUCUCUUCUUCUGCAUGCCUCCAGCUACAACCUCAGCGAGGUAUGCUCUUAAAGUCAAAUUCAUUCAGCUCCCAAAAUUCCAAACCAAAAUGCGAAUUUGUGGAUCAGGUUUCUCAUGCAAAGCAGAAAAUGAUUAGAGGGACUGAAUUUAUAAAAUCAAAGGAGGGAGCAGUCAGAUCAUUGGGCAAAUCCAUGUCUUUUAAAUCUCCAACCUCAACUCAUUUUAAUGGCACUGUGCCAAAAACCAAAAUGCUCUCUCCUAGGUUUUCUCGUGAUCACGAUAUAGGGCUAAAAAGGACAAAACAACAAAGUGCUCAAAGAUCAAAACUCUCCAAUUGCGCUUCCAUUUCUUCAUCUAGAAGUGAUAAAAACCUAUUGCGUCAUGGCAACCUCUCAUAUUCUACCUUGAAGGAUACUGAUUUAAAAUCUUCAGGUGAAACUAAGAAGCAAGCAUCACACAUGUAUGGAGUUUCUGCUUCUAAUAGAGUUAAAGACUAUAAAAAAAAGCCUAAUCAGAGUAGCCCAAAGGCGAAUUUCUCUUCAAGUACUCCUGCUGCAAAAUGUAGUGCCGACAAAGUCACUCAUGGGUCUUUAGAUGAACCCGCUGUGAAGAAUUCAGGUGAAGUCAUGCAUGAGUCUGGCGAUGCGAAAAUCGCAAUUGAGACCAUUACAUUCAAGAAACCUGGAGUGCCUGGGAAGAUCAAAGUUUCUGACCACACAGAAGACUUGUCUGCAUCAAACAAGCACAACAGAGUGUGUACUGAGAAUCAGUUACCUAGUUCAAGUAGCAGAAUUUUUAUCUUUUCUAAAGAGACACAUGUGGAGCUUAAACAGUUGGACCAAUCAGUUGAUGAUCCACUUAUGCAUGAUCCACUAUCAGUUACCUGCUCUUCCGAAGCUUAUACCAACAAUGUGGAGAAGCUGGUAGAGCUUCCUGAUGAAAGUCCUAUAAUAACUGGACAUGCUGGUCCACCGGUUCCAUUUGAUGGAAAAUCUUUUAUAAUUAAUAUGCAACCCUGUUCUUCAACUGAAAUGGCAUCUCCAAGAACAAUCAUUCCCGAACACCAGUAUAUAUGGCAAGGAGGAUUUGAGAUCCACCGGAGUGGUAACUUCAUUAAUCUAUAUGAUGGGAUUCAGGCUCAUGUAUCAACAUGUGCAUCAUCUAAAGUUUCAGAUGUUGUAGAUAAGUUCCCUCAGAAACUUGUGCUUAGAGAAAUUUCACGAUCGAGUUCCUGGCCAAUACAGUUUCAGGAUCACGGUGUUCGUGAAGAGAACAUAGCCCUCUUUUUCUUUCCUGUGGAUAUAGUGAAUUAUGAGAAGAGUUACAAAAUUUUGUUGGGGGAUAUGAUGAAGCACGAUCUAGCUCUUAAAGGAAAAUUUGGAAGCAUUGAGCUGCUGAUAUUUCCAUCUAACCAGCUUCCUGAGAAAGUACACAGGUGGAAUAUGAUGUAUUUCCUGUGGGGUGUGUUCAAAGGGAACAAAGAAAACAAUUUACGUGUUUGUGGUGCCGAGAUGUUACUCACUCAAGAUAUUCCCAGGACCAUGCCACCCAUACCUGCCAAUUUCUGCAACCUUGGGCCAAUUGUGAAAGCUCCAAUUGACAGUACUGAUAUACCUACUGAGACACUUGCUUCAAAAGUGCUUGAACCUGUAUCUUCCAAUUUAAGAGAAGAAGGUAUUUCUUCCAACUGCAGGGUGGAGGAACAACACAGCUUUGUUCCUAAUAGUGAAAGAGUUACAAACCCUGCUAUGAGUGCUCAGCUUUCUGACGAAUGCGCUACCCAACCCGUCCUACAAAGACCACCACUUCAUUUUCGUGAAGCUCCUCUAGCUUGUAUGCAGGAGGUAGUUUCUGUCACGAGUCAAUCUAUGAAGAAAUCUAGCCAUGAAGAUGGUGUUAACUUGUUUUCGGUUAACCAAGACAGAAACUUGAAAUCCAGUGUCAAUGGAUUCUUUGCACAUAACAAUCAGACUAUUAUUAUUACCCCACAAGAGAAACCUCAUGAUAAAUCAUUGACCGAGGCUAAAACACUUUCUUUCCCUGCUUCUCCUCUUCUGGUUGACGACCUCAAGCAUGAUGCCAGCGUGAUGCACAGGAAAAUGCAUUCUGUGGUGGAAAAAGAUCUACUCCAUAAUGAGACUCUGAAUCUUGAGCUAGCUUUAGUGACUGAUGCAAAAUGUGGUGUUACCCCAACAAAAAUCCAGCUGGCAGAUAAUGCCUCAACAAGUAAGGUGGACGAGGAAGUUUCUACAUCUCUCUCUCUUUCUCUCUCUCUUUCAUUUCCUUACCCUGAAAAGGAGCAAGGUAGCUCCUCUCCAAGGACUGCUGCUCAGAGAGUGGCUGGAAGGCCAGGACAUGUAAAUACAACAUUCCUCCUCUUUUAAGGAUUUAGAGAGAAGUAGAGACAAGUUACAAACAACCAUGUUCAUCGUUAUACUUAAAUGCACCGUUACUGUUUCACAUAAUGUUUUCCCGCUUCCGUCCAUAAUGUUAGCAUUCAUGGAGAAUUAUUAGCAGUGAUGUUGUGUGGUGCCAUAGAACGAUUACCAUUGAUUUGCCCUUUUAUUAUACCUUAUAUAAAUAUUUUCUUGUAUGUAAGGUAUGCCGUCUUUGCAGCAUGUGUAUAUAGCCAUCCGUUGCUUACAGGCUGCAGAGAUAACUUUUGUAAUUUCAUCUCUUAACAACAAAUAUAGUCACAGUCGU